UGUAUAUGUGUGUGUGUGUGUGUAAGAGAGAGUGUGAGAGAGUGCUUUUUUUUUUCUCUUUGGUGUUCCUCUGUUCCCCUCUGUGUAGGCAGCCAGAGGAGUGCAGGAGUGGGAGGGAAGCAGACAUAGACGCUGAGCACAGCGAGAGAGACGGAGACAGAGAAAGAGAGAGAGAGUUUUCUUUAGGAAGUCAAGCACGACAGAAGAGGACGAGCUUCUUUUUUUUUUUUCUUUUUCUUUUUUUUUUUGUCUUUCCACAAGAACAAUCAAAACAGGACUAGUCUGACCUAAAGUAGCCAUUUCUUCUGCCUGUGAGGACAAAAAAAAAAAAACAACAAACAAUUUUUUUACCUUUUCUACCUUUUCUUUCAUAGUCUUUCUCCCACACGUUGUGUGUGCUUUGCUUUCAGCAUAAGGACUUCUGCAGCAGCUUAAGGAGCAGAAAAAUCCCUUAAGGAAAGACAGUUAAAGGAGUUUUACGGAGCUGUGGAUCAGUCAUGCCCAUGGGAGGCUGUAGGGCAUGGAAGUGGGCACUGCUCCUGUGUGGUGCCCUGUUCGCCCACCGUGCCACCGCGUGCCCGGCUCUGUGCACCUGCAGCGGCACCACCGUGGACUGCCACAACCUGGGGCUGAAGAGCAUUCCCAGGAACAUCCCAAGGAACACGGAGCGUCUGGAACUGAAUGGAAAUAACUUCACCCGCAUCAACAAGAAUGAUUUUAGUGGACUCAAAUACCUCCGUGUUCUGCAGCUGAUGGAAAACCAAAUUGGAGCCAUCGAGCGGGGGGCCUUUGAUGACAUGAAAGAACUGGAGAGACUACGUCUAAAUAGGAACCAACUCUACCAGCUGCCAGAGCUACUGUUCCAGAAGAAUGCUGCUUUGUCACGACUAGACUUAAGUGAGAACUUCAUCCAGGCCAUUCCUCGCAAGGCCUUCCGUGGAGCUACAGACAUCAAGAAUCUUCAGUUGGACAAAAAUCACAUCAGCUGUAUCGAGGAUGGAGCAUUCCGAGCACUUAGAGGGUUGGAGGUUUUAACACUUAACAACAACAACAUCAGUGCCAUACCAGUGUCGAGUUUUAACCACAUGCCCAAGCUGAGGACGUUCCGUUUGCACUCAAAUAAUCUGAAUUGCGACUGCCACCUGUCCUGGUUGUCCCAGUGGCUGCGUCAGAGGCCAACGCUUGGUCUGUUCACACAGUGCUCAUCUCCACCACAGCUCCGUGGGAUCAACGUGGCCGAGAUCCAGAAACAUGAGUUCAGUUGUUCAGGUCAUGCAGAGAAUUCCAGCCCUCAGACAUGCAAUCUUGCUUCUGGCUCCUGUCCUGCCAUGUGCACCUGCAGCAAUAACAUAGUGGACUGCAGGGGUAAAGGACUAACAGCCAUCCCGGCCAACCUGCCUGAAAACAUGGCUGAAAUACGACUGGAACAGAACGGCAUCAAGUCCGUCCCACCAGGAGCGUUUUCGCCUUACAAGAAGCUGCGCCGAAUAGACCUCAGCAACAACCAGAUCUCUGAGAUUGCUCCUGAUGCCUUCCAAGGCCUGCGUUCCCUCAACUCUCUGGUACUGUAUGGGAAUAAGAUCACUGAGUUGCCCAAAGGAGUGUUCGAUGGUCUCUACGCCCUCCAGCUGCUACUACUUAAUGCCAAUAAGAUACACUGCGUCCGUGCUAAUGCAUUCCAAGACUUGCAGAACCUUUCUCUGCUGUCUCUCUAUGACAAUAAGAUCCAGACUUUGGCCAAGGGCACCUUUGCCUCACUGCGUGCCAUUCAGACACUUCACCUAGCCCAGAAUCCAUUUAUCUGUGACUGUAACCUCAAAUGGCUAGCCGACUAUCUCCGUGCCAACCCCAUCGAGACGAGUGGCGCACGGUGUUCUAGCCCGCGCCGCCUUGCUAACAAGCGCAUUGGCCAGAUCAAGAGCAAGAAGUUCCGCUGUUCUGCCAAAGAGCAGUACUCCAUUCCAGGCACUGAGGACACCAGGUUGAACAAUGAAUGCAACAAUGAACCAGUCUGCCCAGCCAAGUGCCGCUGUGAAUCCAACGUGGUGGACUGCUCCAAUCUGCGCCUCACCAAGAUCCCUGAACACAUCCCGGCCUCCACCACCGAGCUCCGCCUGAACAACAACGAAAUCACUUCUCUGGAAGCUAACGGCGCGUUCAGAUCUCUGACACAGCUGAAGAAAAUAAACCUCAGCAACAAUAAGAUCACUGAAAUCGAAGACGGUGCGUUUGAGGGCGCUUCGUCCGUCUCUGAGCUUCACCUGACGGCCAAUCAACUGGACUCCGUGCGCAGUGGCAUGUUCCGGGGUCUGGAGGGGCUGCGAAUGCUAAUGCUGCGCAACAACCGCAUUAGCUGCAUCCAUAACAACAGCUUCACCGGCUUGUACAAUGUCCGUCUGCUGUCCCUUUAUGACAACCAGCUGACCACAAUCUCACCUGGAGCUUUUGACACUCUUCAGACCCUCUCGACCCUGAACUUGCUGGCCAACUCCUUUAACUGUGACUGCCGGUUAGCAUGGCUAGGCGACUGGCUGAGGACUCGCAAGAUUGUCACUGGCAACCCGCGCUGUCAGCGUCCUGCUUUCCUGAAGGAGAUUCCGCUGCAGGAUGUGGCUCUGCCAGAUUUCCGCUGUGAAGAUGGCCAAGAGGAUGCCAGCUGCUUGCCACGCCCCCAGUGCCCGAGCGAGUGUACUUGCCUGGAGACAGUGGUCCGCUGUAGCAACAAGCACCUUCAUUCCCUCCCUAAGGGCAUCCCGCGCAAUGUAACAGAGCUGUACCUGGACGGCAACCAGUUUAGCGUCGUGCCAAAAGAGCUUGCCACCUUCAAGUAUCUGCAGCUGGUUGACCUGAGCAACAACAAAAUCAACGUCUUGACAAACGCUUCCUUUGCAAACAUGAGCCAGCUCACCACCUUGAUCCUGAGUUACAAUGCACUCCGCUGCAUUCCGACCCUGGCUUUCUCAGGACUUCGUUCUCUCCGUCUGCUGUCCCUGCACGGUAACGACAUCUCCGAGUUUCCUGAUGGGAUCUUCAGUGACGCAGUGUCUCUGUCUCACUUAGCUAUCGGUGCCAACCCGCUGUACUGUGACUGCCGCUUGCGCUGGCUCUCAGACUGGGUGAAGACGGGUUAUAAGGAGCCGGGUAUCGCCCGCUGUACCGGGCCACCUGAAAUGGAGGGAAAGCUGCUCCUCACCACGCCAGCCAAGAAGUUUGAGUGCCAUGGUGAAACUGACCCAUCAGUCCUGGCGAAGUGUAACCCGUGCCUGUCCAACCCCUGUAUGAACCACGGUACAUGCCAGACAGAUUCAGCAGAACUGUAUAAGUGCACAUGUGUAGAAGGCUUCAAGGGAAAGAACUGCGAGACUGCCCUCAACGCCUGCAUCAGUAACCCGUGUGCUAAUGGAGGAACGUGCCAAGCGUCCGAAGAAGAAGAUAGCUACAUUUGUUCAUGUCCUCUGGGAUUCGAAGGCCAAAGAUGUGAAAUCAACACCGAUGACUGUGAAGACAACGAUUGCGAGAAUGGAGCAACCUGCAAAGACGGUGUGAAUAACUACACAUGCCUGUGUGCUCCUUAUUACAUAGGAGAGAUGUGCGAAGAGCUGGAAGACGUGUGUUCUCCUGAACGCAGCCCUUGCAAGCACCAAUCAACCUGUCUUAUCACAGCAACAGGCCCGAAGUGUAUGUGUGCGCCUGGGUAUGUAGGAGAUGACUGCAGUGUGGAUUAUGACGACUGUCAGGAACACAAGUGCCAGAACAGCGCGGAGUGUAUAGAUGAGAUCAACGGUUACUCCUGUGCUUGCACCCGAGGCUACAGCGGGCAGCUGUGUGAGGUACCGCCUGCGCCUCGUUCCCCCUGCCAGCUGGCUGACUGCCAGAAUGAUGCACAGUGUGUGGAGCGAGCAGGUCGGGCGCUGUGCCAGUGUCUGCCCGGCUUCGGCGGCCCGCGCUGUGAGAAGCUGGUCAGUGUCAAUUUUGUGGACCGGGAUUCAUAUCUACUGCUGAGCGACUUGAAGAACUGGCCUCAGGCCAACAUCACCUUGCAGGUGUCCACUGCAGAGGACAAUGGUAUCCUCCUGUAUAAUGGAGACAAUGACCACAUUGCUGUGGAACUCUUCCAAGGUCAUGUCAAGGUCAGCUACGACCCUGGCAGUCAACCCAGCCAUGCCAUUUACAGCACAGAGACCAUUAACGAUGGUCAGUUCCACACGGUGGAAUUGGUGACCUUUGACCAGAUGGUGAACUUGUCGAUCGACGGCGGUGUGCCCACCACCAUGGGCAGCGUGGGAACAGUGAGGCCCCUCAAUGGAGACGCUCCGCUAUACGUGGGGGGUAGGGGCCCAGCGCAGAUACCUCGCUCCACUGCAGGCAUGCCCGUUGAUGUGCACUCGUCUAUAGCUCCACGCGCAUGGCACAUUCAGAACGGUUCCAGUUUCCAUGGCUGCAUCCAGAACCUGUACAUCAACAAUGAGCUGCAGGAUUUCACCAAGACCCAGAUGAAGCCUGGCGUGGUGCCCGGCUGUGAGCCUUGUCGAAAGAUUUACUGUCUACACGGAAUCUGUCAACCAGACGCCGCUCUUGGCCCCGUAUGUCAUUGUCAGCCAGGCUGGAGUGGCCAGCACUGUGAUCAGCCCACUGCCAACCCGUGCCAGGGCAACAAGUGUGUACAUGGAAAAUGCAUCCCACUGGACAUGCAGUCCUACCGCUGCGAAUGCCAGGAAGGUUACCGCGGUGCUUUGUGUAACCAGCAGGGAGAACUCUUCAACCCAUGCAGAAGGUUACAGUGCAAGCACGGCCGCUGCCAGAUUUCAGACACGGGUGACGCGUUUUGCCACUGUGAUAACGGAUACACUGGAGAAUUGUGCGAUCAAGAGUCAGAGUGUCGCGGUGAACCAGUGCGGGACUUCUACCAGGUGCAGCGCGGGUACGCGAUCUGCCAGACGACACGCAUGCUGUCGUGGGUGGAAUGCAGCGGAGCAUGCCAGCCAGGAGCCUGCUGUGCCAGCCAGAGGUCCAAGCGCCGCAAAUACACAUUCGAGUGCAGCGAUGGCACCUCGUUCAGCGAAGAGGUGGAAAAGAGCAUCAAGUGCGGCUGUGUGGGCUGCAUGUAGUGCAGAGAAGAGAGGUAGAGAGUUAGAAAGAGAUAGAAAGAGAAGAGGCAGAGAGCUAGAGAAAGAAACGAGAAAGAGAGAUGGCACGAGUCAGAGAGUAUACAGAAAUAUAUAAUAAAACUAUAUAUUAUGGACAACGACGUUUGUAAAAUAGAGGACUUUUUUUCUCCCUCCGUGAACUCCCAAGGGGUGUAACGGCAUAAGACAGAGCCAAAAAAAAAACCCCCCACAAAAAAAGUAUGUUGUAUCUGUGAAACUUCAGAAAAACGAACAAAAAAAAAAAAAAAAAUACCCACGGUGGCUGAGAAGUCAUGAGGUGUCGCACGAUUUCCAUUUGAUUCCUGCUUUCCAUCCAUUCGCUAGGCCUCAGGCAGCCUCAGAGCUAGCAGAGAGGUUAAAGCUUUCUCGGGUAGAGCACUAGAGGAGCAUGUGGACGAAGAAACGAGGCUUUUUUUUCCCUUUUCUGCAUACGCAGGGGCCGUCCUCUGUUAAACGAGUGUCUCGGUAACACCAAUGACGCACAGUCCCACCACUGUCAAUAACACUGAACUGUUCUAUAAAGUACCUCUACAUCCACACACACACAUACACACUCUCACACACACACACACAAACAUCUACAGACAAUAAUCUAUAUUAUAGACGAUGUAUACUGACUAACCGACCGUACUGGACCAACGUCCGAACAAGUACAGCAGUAGAUAUGAUGCUUCAGGCAUGUUGGGCUAACAAGUGAGUAGCUUUGAGAGAAAAAAGAGAAUCCUCCAGUGAGAGCAGGACAAGAGAUAAUACCCUAGAGUGUGUGCUCCUAACUUCCGAGCUAAACAAAGCUAGCUACCUGUUGUGCUUAGCCUCGCUUUAACGGUAUUGAGAACAACGAGCUUCGGGUGCCAUUAACUUGUACAUCGACUUACAGAAAAGGGUUUAUCAGCAUUAAAAAAAAAAAAAAGAAAGAAAUGUCUUGGGCCCUAGAUCUUUUAUUUUUUUUUAUUAAUAUUAUUUUUUAUUUCUCCACCUUUAUACGUGGAUGUGUUUCUUACACUGUCAUUUGUGUUACAGUUUAAACGGGAGCAUAUAUUCAGGUGCCGAAUUAUGGAAAAAAGAAAUCGUGAUGGCCAUCAUCACACAAGACCCCAAGUAAUAGAUAAUUAUGUUUUGUUUUCUUUUAUUAGUUUAUAUCAAUGAAUUCUGGUAGGUGUGUUUAAUAAAGAGUCCCUCCGUCAGUUAUACCCCCCCCCCCCCCCCGCCCCUCGGGAUACUAUUUGUCUCCAUACGCGACACUGUAUUUGUACAGCUGAGUGGUAUUACUGCAUCACACACUAUACACACCAGCCGAUCACCCAGCAUGCAUUGCGUUUCCCUUUCCCUCAAUGUGAGCAGAAGGAAUCUUACAUCCUCCUCUCGAAAGCCUGCAGUAUUACUUUUUUUGUGCAUGUUUGAAAAACUUGCGAUUUGAUAUCUAAAACAUCGUUAUUACUCGUCUUUUUGUUUUGUUUUGUUUAAUUUGUGUGUGUGUGUGUGUCCUAAUUUCAAUGCUUUUUUCGCAUUGCUUUUCUUUGACAUUUUGUUUCCUGAUGUAACCCUAACUCAUUUAGCCCUCUCUCUUUAUACAGAAAUGCCUAACAGAUUCUAAUAUAUAUUUGUAUUUCAUUUUUUUGGUAUAGUAUUUUUAUAUGUUAAAGAGUUAAUCUGUGUUUUUUCGGAAGCUGGGGGAAAAAAAAGAAGGUAGAACGACAUUUGGCGGAUUUAUUGGAUUUUUCUCUUUUGUUUUUGUUUUUUGUUUUGUUUUGUUUUGUUUUUAUCAUUUUUAACUCUACAUAGAGCAAGCUUAAAAACUAAACUAGAUUUAAAUUGGCUAAAAUAAAAAUUGUUUAAAAAAAAAAAAAUCCCAGUGCCCUCGAUGUAAUAGGAGCCAGUAUUGAUUUAGGGAAACUUUUUUAAUAUUGUAUAUGUUGUCUUCCACGUGUACAUUACAUCUAAUCCUGUGUGCUUUAUUUUUUAUUUUAUUUUAUUUUUAUUUUAUUUAUUUUUAAAGCCUUCCUGAUUUAGAAGUGGCAGAAUAAUGUUACAGAUUUUAAUUAACCCCCCCCCCCCUCCUCUUUUUUUUUUUUUUAAAAGUAAAAAUCCAAAACUUUCUUUAAAAGUCUGUAUUUAUGAUAUCAUUAUUAAAAGCUAGAAAGGGCUGCCUAACACAUUCCGGUUUCCCAAACCAGAGAGUUGAGAGGCUUACACACAACUGCGAGCAGAAAAGAUUGUACCUCUGACUUAUUUUUUGUUGUUGUUGUUGUUGUUGUUGUUGUUAUUAUAAUUUUUUUUUUUUAUAUAUAUAUAUAUAUAUAUAUAUAUUUUAACUGGUGUUACUUUCAUUUCACAAAAAAAAAUAUACCUACACAGAAUGCAUAGAUGAGGUUACUCCUUGCUAACUGCUUGCUCUGUCAGCAUCACCCAAGCAUCUGUGCCAACAUGGUAGACUUUUUCGAUAGCGUCCUACUUUUGAGUGAAGUGCUUUGAGGAGUGACUUAACGUGUCUAAUGUUCACUCUGCUAUCUGAAAAGUCAUUUGCCUUUUUUUUUUUUUAUUAUUAUUAUUUUUUUGUGAAUGGCAACACACUUCAUCCUGCAUUUUUCUGCUACUGUGGAUGCUUAAGCACUCGUUUUUAUAUCCCCCCAUUCGAGCCUUGUCCUCUUAUAACGCUUCUUCUUCUUCUUCUUCGCUGAGCGGCGCGGCUGUUAGAUGGAGGUGAACUCUUAAUCCGUGAAGGUGUGUUGCAUGGUUUCAAUGCACUUUCCCAUCCUUUCCGUCUGGCUCUCCAGUCAUUUUCCCCUCAAGACUUUAAGAUCCUGUCAUAAACCCUCUAUUUUCCUAAGCUAUACUCCUGAACAUGUAUUGUGAACAAUGCAGUGUCUCUGUUGUAUUGAUUUUUAUUUUAUUUUAUUUUUUUUUCCUUAAGUGCUGCAAGAGCUCUUAAAUGUUCGCUAACUAUCAAAUGUGCUUCUGUUGCUUUUUGUGCGUCUCUGGGAUUCGAUGGUUAUAAUUGAUCAUUGCAGUAAAUCUGAAUGUAAGUAGUGCCACCGACAAAAUGUUUACCGAAAAACUCCACCCUUUUCAUUCAUUAAAAAUGUGUGUGCUUUUAUUAUGUAA
Messenger RNA from Hemibagrus wyckioides, 8249 nucleotides. It is a transcript of the gene slit1a, whose product is annotated as slit homolog 1a (Drosophila). The transcript is spliced from 37 exons. Gene Ontology annotation, molecular function: calcium ion binding; Roundabout binding; heparin binding. Bases 498 to 5108 code for a protein of 1536 amino acids. Lineage: Eukaryota; Metazoa; Chordata; Actinopteri; Siluriformes; Bagridae. The record is from RefSeq and is a predicted model, not a curated record. Gene Ontology annotation, biological process: axon guidance; negative chemotaxis.